Molecule: messenger RNA, 1323 nt
Organism: Zonotrichia leucophrys gambelii
Lineage: Eukaryota; Metazoa; Chordata; Aves; Passeriformes; Passerellidae
Gene: FAM185A
Product: family with sequence similarity 185 member A
Exons: 8
Coding region: 102-1193 (363 amino acids)
Source: RefSeq, a predicted model, not a curated record
GCCCGCCGGGAGCGGCCUCGCCCCGUCAGGUCCGGUCCCGUCAGGUCCGGUCCCGGGUGCUCCUGACGCGGCUCUCGGGCGCUCUCGCCGUGCCGGCGGCAAUGAGGGCGCUGCCCCCGCGCUGGGCGGCCCUGGCUGUGCGAGCGGCGGGCGGGCAGUGGGCGCCGCCCGUGCCCCGCCGCGGUCGCAGCGGCCCCGGCCCGCCGCGGGAGUGGGCGCUGUCGGUGAGCCCGCGGGGGCGGCUGCGGGUGCGGCUGCCGUGCCAGGUGAGCGUCCGCCCGCUGGACCCGCAGCGCUGCCCGGGCGCGGACCGGGUGCUGGUGGCCGUAAGCGGCGGCAGCCCCGAGCGGGAGCGGGACCCGGUGCGGGUGGAGCACGACGAGGCGCUGGGGCAGGUGGCGAUCGUGGCGGACGGCGUGGACAGCAAGACCGCCGUGGACAUCCGGACGCCGGUGAUGUUCGAUUUGGAUAUCAAAACAUCAGGGACUGGCUGUGUGAAGAUUCAGAAAAUAGAAUGUGAUAACUGCAAAAUAGAAACAGAGAAGGGGACGAGUGUCUUGCAGUCAAUAAAGAGCCAUAAAAUUGAUAUAAGGACAAAUGGUGGCAAAGUAAUUGGUCUUGGAACACUUUAUGGCAACACAGAUAUUUGUGCAACAGAAAAGGGGAGUGUAAAUAUAGAGAAGCUGCAGGGGACAACCAUCAAUAUAUCCACUGAAGAUGGGCUGCUGAAAACUAAAUAUCUCUAUGCAGAAUCAGCAUCUCUCUCCUCAGAAUCUGGUGAUAUUAUGCUGGGAAGUGUUCAUGGUAAUACCAACCUUCAGACGAAAAGAGGGAGUAUCACAGUAGAUUCAUCAGAUGGAAGUCUAAAAGCUUCUACAUAUCAUGGGACAAUAGAUGUUUAUGUCAGUCAAUUAAGAAAAGUGGAUCUGAAAUCCCAGAAAGGUUCAAUUACAGUCAAGGUACCUGCAUCUCUCAAAGCCUAUUUAGAGCUGUCUGGAAGAAAAGUGGAUGUGAGCUCAGAGAUCCAGUUAAAAGAAACACAGAGUGCCUCCAAAGAUGAUCAUGUGACUCUAAGUGGUCACAUGAAUCAAAGGGAUGAAACAGACAAAUGGAUUAAGGCUGACACACAAAAUGGCAAAGUGUGUCUUAAAAGCCAAAGCUGGAUCCAGUCUGUCAAGCUGAAGAGUUCUUAAAGGUGAAAUAGGCCAAAGAGAUUAAAUCAAGAAACUACAAAGGAACAUUUCUGUAAAAUUAUGAAAAGUUUUGGAUGAAUAUUCUUAAUAUAAAAGAGAAACUAUUAAAAAUGAGAGAAUUUUAACCCAA